AUGAAUUUUUCUCUUGUUACAUCGAUUUAUCUGUCUGCUUACUAUGGAAUGGAAGAGCUGAAGUCCAUGUAUUUCUGCAUUUUCUUCAUUGUAUACCUCACCAUCAUCACCGAGAAUGUCUUGCUGAUGGGAGUGGUUUAUUGUGAAAAAUCCCUGCACCAGCCAAUGUAUGUGCUUUUGUGUAAUUUGGCCUUGAAUGAGCUGGUAGGAAGCACCGCCUUGCUGCCGGCGACGCUGCUCAACAUUCUCUCUCACUCUCACGAGAUUUCUAUUUCUUUUUGCCAGACGCAGGUCUUUGUUAUACACACUUAUGCCAUCACCGAAUUCACUAUUCUCGCGGUGAUGAGCUAUGACAGAUACGUAGCCAUUUGUCAUCCACUGUCCUACCAUGUGAUCAUGUCUCAGAGGAUAGUGAAGCUGAUUGUUUUUAUGUGGCUUUACCCCAUGCUGGCACUAAGCGUGGUUUUCGUUUUUACUCUCCAGCUGCCAUAUUGUGGCCGGAUCAUAGAGAAGCUUUACUGCCUCAACUACUUGCUUGUGCAGCUUGCAUGCACAAAUACAUUCAUACUUAACAUCAUCGGCCUGCUGUUUGCAGCUCUCUACACGGCUCCUCAGCUGAUCAUGAUCUUUUACUCAUACGGACACAUCCUGAAGAUUUGCAUAAUGUCGUUCAGCAAAUCCAAAUUCAAGGCCCUCCGUACCUGCAUUCCCCAUCUACUGGCUGUAAUCAACUACGCCAUUGGGUGCUUUUUUGAGCUGGCACAAGGUCGUCUUGACAACAGGCACAUGUCUUAUCACACUAAGCUGUUUUUGUCCCUGUACUUUUUGAUAUUCCCGCCGCUCCUAAAUGCCCUAAUAUACGGCCUGGGCACACAAAUAAUUAGAGUCCGACUCAUCAAGCUAUUCACCAAGUACAAGUGACGUAGUCAAGAUAUUUUAGAUUUGGGUUCAUUAAAUGUGUAUCCAGCAUGGUGUUCAAAAGUCAUCUAAAUGUGGCUUUAUUUUAGGACUUAUAUUUACAGCAGUCUGAAUCCAUGUUUAAUAAUGUUGUUUGUUCAUCUUUGAGUGCUGUUAAUCUUGCCAGUUUUAAAAUGUUUCUCCGCAGUUUAGUUUUACUUAAGUAGACGCACAAAUGAUU
Messenger RNA from Poeciliopsis prolifica (blackstripe livebearer), 1138 nucleotides. Its product is annotated as olfactory receptor 52D1-like. Bases 1 to 921 code for a protein of 306 amino acids. Gene Ontology annotation, molecular function: G protein-coupled receptor activity; olfactory receptor activity. The transcript has a single exon. The record is from RefSeq and is a predicted model, not a curated record. Gene Ontology annotation, cellular component: membrane. Gene Ontology annotation, biological process: G protein-coupled receptor signaling pathway. NCBI's taxonomy places the organism in Eukaryota, Metazoa, Chordata, Actinopteri, Cyprinodontiformes, Poeciliidae.